AUGCACAACAAAUUUUUGGCACAUGUUGCAAAUACAGAAGAAACUACAACGCAGAACAAUCCAGACCGUCAGUUGGCGCUGGGAUUAAGCAAUGCUGGCGCCUGUUCGAACCGUUUGUCGUUUGCAGUGUGCUACAACGUAGCACACAACUCGAACUCGACAGGAUGGCUGAAACCUCGACUCACCAUGGCGAUUGAUUGGGCUCCUAUCAUCUAUUACGGCUUGCUUCCACUCAUGGUGGUGAUUUCCUCCUUGGCUGGUGGGUGGUGGUUUCUUUUCCGUGGUCGUGGCAAGGUCAAGAUUACUGCAGAAUCUGCUUUCAUCAACCUUUUCCAAGAAGGCAUUUCAACCAAGCCUUUGUCUUCGAGCAGCUUGCUGCGAAUGGCUACCUACAAACUCGAUAACCACAAGUUUAUUACGAUUGCUGUGGGGGAUACUGCUACCUUCAAGGAUCCAUUUGGUGCCAUCGUCAAUGCCUGCAAUGAAGGAGGUGACUGUGCUGGUGGCAUGGAUAGCUCCAUCUCGGAUCACGGAGGCGAUAUUUUGGAAGAAGCACGCAGAGCUCUUCCUCCCGUUAGCCACAAGCAAGGAUUGGGUUCAACAGUCAAAUGCAGAACUGGUCAUGCCAAGCUCCUUGGGCCCAACAAGUUUGGCACUCUCGGCACUGAUUACGUCAUUAUUGCUGUUGGUCCAGACUACACGGACGUCACCAAACAGAAUGAAUCCAAGCAAGCUGAGUACGAUCGAAAGCUUCGUCAUGUCUACACCAAAUCAUGCAUUCUUGCUGCCGAAGCAGGUGCCCCCAAGAUUGUCUUUCCCCAAAUCAGUGGUGGACUCUACCGUGGCAACCAGAAGGAUAAACACCUUGCCCGUCAAGCUAUCUUGGGUAUUGGAGCUUGGGCUGGAAAGAAGGAAGCGGUCUCUGCCGUGUUGGAAGAUAUUAUUUUCUGUGUGAAUUCCAAAGCCACGGCCAAGAAGAUCAUUGCGGUUGCUGAUGAAGAGUUUGAGACCAAGUUGAAAUCGUCUGUUGCCGGUAACUAG
Messenger RNA from Seminavis robusta, 1041 nucleotides. NCBI's taxonomy places the organism in Eukaryota, Bacillariophyta, Bacillariophyceae, Naviculales, Naviculaceae. The record is from the annotation of a GenBank genome assembly.